Messenger RNA from Iphiclides podalirius (scarce swallowtail), 207 nucleotides. The record is from the annotation of a GenBank genome assembly. NCBI's taxonomy places the organism in Eukaryota, Metazoa, Arthropoda, Insecta, Lepidoptera, Papilionidae.
AUGCGGCGUCUUCGAAAGCCCACGAUGGAUGGAACUCCGCCUCAGAGGGCAGGAGCAAUUGCUAUCUCCAGUAGCGUUAGGCCUUUCAUGUUCCGUGCUGAAAACGGCAGGGCGUUCGGGCACCCGAGGGCCCGAGAUGUGUUGCAGUUGUCACAGCUGCUGUCGCAGUUGGUGCGGUUGCAGAAAGGACGCCUGGACGUGUGCAGC